AUGACGGAUGGCUUGCUCUUGUCGGUGUCAUCGUACGCCCAGGAUGUCUUGGCCUUUGCCUCCAUGUUCUUGAACAAAUGCGGGUUCCUGUCAGCGGUACCAAGAUCUGCUCCGAUAGGCAUUGCUGCGCAGACCUUCGCAUCCGUGGAGGAGAGGAACGAGAUGAUGCUCCAAAACAGUUUCCUCCGCGAGCGCUUCACCGAGGAGUAUGAAAACAAGCUGUACAAGUGCGGCGUGCGGCUUGCUGUCUUCAACCAAGCCCUGCGGCGGUCGGAGGUGAUGACCAACACUGCCCGGAUGGAUGCCGGGUUUGGGCACUUCAUUACGCCACUCCCUGCCGACGGCCUUGAGAUGGCGGCGCUGUACGGAUCCAAGUCUUUGUGGGCGACCGAUCAAGGCUAUUUCUACUCCAUCGGCCUGAUCCCAGCGACGGUUUGCGCUUCGAAGAAGUUCGUCACUGAGACGAAGAUGCCGUUCUGUGAGGUGAUCAAGGGCGAUCUGGACGAGACCAUGGAGGACUUCCGCUUCUCGAAGAAGAGGGAGGUGACCUUCGCCUACCUGGGCGAUGGGGACGACUUCGGGCUCUUCUUGGAUGGCUACACUCUGGAACGCGUGAUCCUGUGGAAGCGGGUGCCCUUGGUGAUGAAGUUUCAGCGGCACCUGGAUGCCAUUGGCAGGCCGUACACGGUCACCCUCUGCCGGUGCGGUAAAUGGGGGCGACAGGUCGACUUGGCCAUGAAAUACUCAGGCACCAGGAACCCUGAUCAGCUCCAGGCACCCAGGCACCCAGGCUCUCAGGCUCCAAGGCCCAGUAGAGUCGCUGCCGCCAUGAUUCCAGGCACUUUGAGGCAGUGGCUGGACGGCUGGGGGUCCGGCUUUCAGAGUGCCACCGAGGCCAGCAUCGGUGCCACUCAUGCCCGUUUUGGUCUCGGGGCGGCCAAACUUCCACAAAGAUUGUUGGUGGGAACUGAUUGCAGUGGCAUUGAUGCACCGAUCCAUGGCCUUAGGGAGCUCGGCAUCACGCACCAGCAUUUGUUUGGGAGUGAGGUGGCUGCUGGUCCUCGGUCGGUUAUCGAGGCUAAUACCAAGCCCUCGGUACUGUUCCACAGUGUCCUGGAUGCUGACAAGGCACCGUUCGUUCACCUGUACAUUGCCGGCUUCAGCUGCAAGCCGUUCAGCCUGCUCCACAAUAAGUCAAGGCUCCUCAAGGAAAAACAGGCUCAAAUAUUCUAUGGGGUCGUUGCACGCAUCCAACUUGUGCGGCCCUCGUGCUUCGUGCUGGAGAAUGUGUCAGGCAUCAAGCGUGUUUCUGCAAAGGUUCUGGCGGCACUCAGGUCCACAGGCUAUCAUGUCGAAAUGAUUUUGAUGAACCCUGCCGAGCUACAGGAGCCCAUCCAGAGGCCUAGGUACUACUUCAUCGGGGUCCGGCAAGAUGUGAGCCUCAUCUCGCCAAAGGACAUGUCGUGCUGGCUUCGUGAGGCUUGGGCGGAAGUCCUGGAUGCAGUUGCUUCCGGAGACGCAGUCGAUCUUUUGGAUAGACUGCUACCGGCGAGCCACCCUGCUGUGGCACAGUACCAGGAAAGCCGCAAACGGAAGUGGUCGCAAGCUUCCAACCGUGGGUUCCCAGGCUCCCAGGCUCCAGGCUCCCAUGCUCCAAAGUGGAAAGAAUUGCACAAGAUGUGCAAAGCUUCAAUGCAGCAGGGCAGCCGGUUGAAGAGUGAGAGUCGGAGGCCUUGCACUGAGAGCGGAGUCGCCUGCUGCGCAGACACGUUGUUCCUGCAUUUGCCGCGUGAGCGUGAUGCCUGGGACAUCAUUUGCACAAAGCAUGCAGGCAGUAAGGAGCUUGUCGCGGAUGUAUCCCAGAAUGUGAACCGAGCCCGGGUGCGGACCGAUGGCUCCCUGCCUACUGUUACACCUGGGGCCGUACUGGUAUCCGCACGAGCUGGAAGGAUCAUUAGCCCGCUUGAAAAAGUCAUGCUGCACGGUUUUCCAAUUCACCGUAUGGUUUUUCCCAGCAAAGUGACCGACAAGGAGCUCGCCAGCAUGGGCGGCAACACGAUGCAUGUGCAGAUUGUAGCCGUGGCAAUGAAGUUUGCGCUUGCGUUGGUAAACUGGAGCCUGCCCAAAGCUUCCCGGCCGACAGCCUUGUGCAGCACCGUUGCUGCGCCAAGCAUAACUGCUUCAGUUGUGCUCGGCGCAGCAGCUCCCAAGGCGCGAAAGGCUGCAUCGGCGCAGAAGCCUCCAAAGGCACCAAAGGCUCCAAAGGCUCAGAAGGCUGAAGGCAUGUCAGCUUUGGCAAAGCGUUGGCAGAAAGUCUUGAGACCGCAGGCAGCAAAGAAGUGCUCGAGGAAGGGUGCCACGGCCACAUUGGCGAUUUCAAUGCCAGUGGGUAGCCGCACCCUGCGUGGUCUUGCCGCUCGGUUCGGACUACGCUCCCGGAAGCAGGACCGGACGCCGACAAAAAAAAGACGAGGUCCACAAGGAUCCGUGCCUGCGGCCCCGAAGAAGCUUCGGCUCGAGUCCGGCGAAGGCCUGGCUCAGGAGGGCGACGACGACACCGGAGGCGAUUGGGGCAUCGGCUGUCACUUUUGUGCACACUUGAUGAAUGUUUUGGCACAGAACCCAGCAGAGCGGAAGAGGCUGGGCAGUCGCCUCUCUACCAAGUGGGGUGCCUAUGAGGUCCGAUCAAGGAGUGCGAUGCAGGCAUGCUGCAUACACGCUCACAGCAAGACCUUCGUUCACCAGGUGGCCACGAAGGUUUACCUAGCUCCUGACACGCCGAUCUCACAGUGCUUGCCUUACAGCAUCAAGCAUCAGCACCUCUUCUCCGGCAACGUUCCUCAGCCGGCAGAUUGGCUGCGAGCGUGGCGGGCGUGCCGGACAGCAUCUUCUUUCAAAGGUGCCGUGAAAUUCUAUUCCACGGAAGACUUCGCUGCUGGCAGGAACACGAAGCUUGACAGUCUCAAGAACAUGAUUCUUGUUAUGCACUGGGCUGUCAAGAGUGUUCGCAAGCAGCGUCUCGAACAAGCCACCAGCAUCAGCUUGUCCGUGGACGACCGCAAGGAGCAUCGUUUGGUGAGGUACCGUUGCGAUGUUCCACCGCGCACUGCCAAGCAGUCAGCGGCUCCAGGCUCCCAAGGUCCCCAAGGCUCCCAAGGCUCCCAAGGCUCGGAGGAUGGCCCGCUUGUCGCCGAUGGCUUGCUUGGGGGCUACAAGACAGGUGCCAGUGUUCCUGAAAACACAUUGGAGGAGCACGAUGCGGACAAGAGUCAGGUGAUGGCAGACAGCAUAGGCAUAGUCAUUGACAGGGCCUGUCAGGAUCCGGAAGGCAAAACUGACGAGGAGUCCUGCAGCCGCUUGAAGCUGCACGCGCGGCACUUUGCAGCCGAUCAGUGCACAUCUGCCCGGAAGUGUGGAAGGUUGUUGGUCACUGGCGGCCAGUAUCCUAACCUGGUCCUGCAGUCGACAGAGAUCCAGAAUGGAGAGGCUUCGGUGCCGCCAGCUCUGGCGAUGAUCCCCGCAGAGGCCAUGCUGGAUCCACGUCUGGGUGUCCCUGAAAAGGCUAUGGUGGAGCCUUCUCCGGAUGCACCUGCACAGGCGAUGGUGGUGCCUUCCACGAAUGUCCAUGCACAGGCCUGUUGUGCCUCCUUCGGCGAAUGUCAGUGCACAGGCGAUGGUGGCUCCGCCUUCGACGGAUCUCGCCGCAGAGGAGACCGGUGGGCCGCCGGGCACUGGCAGUGGCACCAGCGCUCCGAGGGGACCACAUGGACCGCCGGCACCGACACCUGCGUUCCAACUGGCCUCCAGGGCGAUCACGGCAUCCUCUCCUCCGACGACCUCGACUUCCUCUGGCCCUUGCCGCCGGGCCCCAGCCUAGAGGAUAGGGAGAAGCUCACCUUCGACGUGAGAAUGGCGGCCUGGAAGGCUGGAUUCAAAUAUGGAAGGGCCAUCCAGCAGAAGCACCUCGACGAGGCUCAUGCUUCGACUUGUCGCUCCACUCCAUACGACUCUGACUCUGACGCACCGCUGCUGAAGAUGACUGCAGGAGAGUGGAACUGCCUGGCCGUGGUCCUCGAUCAGACGUUCGAGUUGGGGCUUGGGAAAGAUGAAGCAGUGAGGCGAUUCGGGGUCGGCCAAGCAGUGAGGGUAUUCGGGCCUCGUGCAAUUCUCCCGGACUACCCUUCGAGGAGCAGGUUGGCGAUUGAAGCCCGUGGCCGUGUGCCCGAGAGGAAGCACAACCCUGUGCCCAAGGCCAAGCAGAAGCCGGAGGUGGUAAGGGCAGCCGGCAGUGAGGUCUCAGGCGAUCGUGGCACUUCUCGCCCGGAGUCAAAGGCUCCCAAGGCUCCCAGGCUCCCAGGCUUGGAGCUGUGA
Messenger RNA from Symbiodinium sp. CCMP2592, 4371 nucleotides. The record is from the annotation of a GenBank genome assembly. Lineage: Eukaryota; Dinophyceae; Suessiales; Symbiodiniaceae.